Molecule: messenger RNA, 1933 nt
Organism: Agelaius phoeniceus (red-winged blackbird)
Lineage: Eukaryota; Metazoa; Chordata; Aves; Passeriformes; Icteridae
Gene: SSH3
Product: slingshot protein phosphatase 3
Biological process (GO): negative regulation of actin filament polymerization; protein dephosphorylation
Molecular function (GO): phosphatase activity; actin binding
Source: RefSeq, a predicted model, not a curated record
AUGGCGCUGGUGACGGUGCGGCGGGCGGGGGGCUCCGCCGGGGGCCCCGCGGAGGAAGAUGCUCCCAGACGCGGCCAGCUGCAGCGACGGCAGAGCUUCGUUGUGGUCAAGGGGGCUGCACGGCUCCUGCCUGCUGAGGAGCCCCCCCCGGCCGAGCCCCCCCCGGCCGAGCCCCCCUGCCAGGCCCCGGGACAGCAGGAGCGGCACCUGCACCUCAUGAUGCAGCUGCUGCGCCCCCAGGACGCCAUCCGGCUGGCGGUGCGGCUGGAGUCGGCGCGGCCGCGGCGGGUGCGGUACCUGCUGCUGGUGCGGCCGGAGGAGGCGGGAGCCGAGGCGGAGACGGCGCUGCUGGGAGUGGAUUUCGCCCACGAGGGGGCCAGCCGCUGCACCCUGGGCAUGGUGCUGCCCCUCUGGAGCGACACCCAGGUGUUCCUCGACGGCGACGGGGGGUUCAGUGUGACAUCGGGGGGAGAGACACGCAUCUUCAAGCCCAUCUCUGUGCAGACCAUGUGGGCCGCGCUGCAGGAGCUGCACCGCGCCUGCGAGGACGCGGCCCGCGGCGGGCACAUCCCCGGCGGCCCCGCGCUGGCCUGGGCCCGCGGCUACGCGGCGGCGCUGGGCUCCGAGCAGAGCUGCCUCAACGAGUGGCUGGCCAUGGCCGACCUCGAGUCCGUGCGCCCCGCCUCGCCCACGCCCCUCCGGCCGGCCGUGCCGGAGCUGUCGGAGCAGGCGGUGCGGGCGCUGCUGCGGGAGGUGAUGGCCGCCGCCGACCUGGAGAACGUCACCUCCAAGGAGGUGCGGGAGGAGCUGGAGCGGCGCACGGGGCACAGCCUGGCCGAGCACAAGGACUUCAUUGACAACGAGAUGCUGCUGGUGCUGGCACAGAUGGAUCGGCCUUCCCGCGUCUUCCCGCACCUCUUCCUGGGUUCCGAGUGGAACGCAGCCAACCUGGAGGAGCUGCAGCAGAAUAGGGUCACCCACAUCCUGAACGUGGCACGGGAGAUUGACAACUUCUUCCCGGCGCUGUUCACGUACAUGAACGUGCGGGUGUACGACGAGGAGGCGGCCGAGCUCCUGCCCCACUGGAAUGACACCUUCCUCUUCCUCUCCCGCGUCCGGGCGGCGGGAGGCCGGGCGCUGGUGCACUGCCGCAUGGGGCUGAGCCGCUCGGCCGCCACGGUGCUGGCCUACGCCAUGAAGGAGUUCGGGUGGCCCCUGGAGCGGGCGCUGCGGCACGUCCGGCACUGCCGGCCCGGCGUCCUGCCCAACCCUGGCUUCAUGCGCCAGCUCGACUUCUACCAGGGCAUCCUGAGCGCCAGCCGGCACAGCAGCCUGUGGGAGCCACGGGCGCACCCCGAGGAGGACACCGCGAGGGAGGACACGAGUGGCCUGUCCCCACUGUCCUCCCCACUGGCGUCCCCACAGCCCUCCGAGGAGGAGGCAGCUGGAGCCGGGCUGCUGGGGGCCUCCCGGCGCCCCCGCAUCUCCCUGUGCUCUGUCAUGCGGAGCAUCAGCCUGCUGGAGCCCCCCGAGCCCCUCGAGCUGCUGGGGGAGCCCCUGGCCGGGGAGGUGUUUGAGGCCACGCAGGAAGCAGAGGGUCCCUCCCCGAGGUCACGACCCUCGUCCCGCCCGCGCCGCGUGGUGCGCCAGGCCAGCAUGGAUGGUGACCCCGCCCCGUUUUGCGACCACACCCAUAGUGAUGACCACACCCAGGGCCACACCCAUGCACCUGGCCACGCCCACACGGAUGAACCCGCGCCUUAAUUUGGGGGGCAUGGGUCAGCACCUUCUCACUGCCAUAGCAACAAGGGGUGGGCGUGGCCUACGUAUGUGGGCGCGACCAGCGAGCCGGCACGCCCACGCCCUGCCCGCACCCAGGGGCUGGGACGUGCUUCUGCCCCAGCCCCACACAAACACCGACACUGCUCCUGCA